Molecule: messenger RNA, 6101 nt
Organism: Oncorhynchus mykiss (rainbow trout)
Lineage: Eukaryota; Metazoa; Chordata; Actinopteri; Salmoniformes; Salmonidae
Source: RefSeq, a predicted model, not a curated record
GCGGUCCUGCUGACGUCUCGGUUUCUGAGGUAAGUAUACUAGCUAGGGAAAUGGCUCAGUAAACUGCUAGAUAAUCUGUUAUCAUCAUCUUAUUUACAUACAUGUGGCAAUAUUUUAUAGUAAAUGUUUUAUAUCCAAUGUAAGAAAGCUAUCUAUGCCAACUUCAUUCAUAUAUUUGUUUAUGAUGAUGCGCCUAUGGUAUCUGGCCAGCGCACGCUGCCUCGCUAGAAGCCACAAUGUGACAUUUUUGUUGCUAGUAUGUUUUAUUUGCUAGGCAUCCGACAAAACGUCAUAGUAAUUUUCUCGGACAUGUCGUUUACAUUUUUAUUCAGCAACGACACCUAUUCAUGUCAAAUACAUGAAGCACAUCAUGGGUGUCUUGCACAGUGCCGCGUGGGUCUCAGUUUUCAAACAUCAUAUUGGAGUAUAACAGUUGCCCGUUUUUUUCCCUUAUAGAUAUGUGAACAAUGAUCGUACAUUUGUUGGGAUUAAUAGCACGACUUUCAGAUACGAAACUAUGUCAAGGGAGUUGACAGAGAUUACUCUCGGUCAGACACGGAUAUGGCUUCACUCACUGGAUAAUUUUUUUUUUAAAAGUAUAUUUUAUAGAUGUCCAUCUCAAAGGCAUGUAACAUUUCCCAAUUGUAUACAACUAAUGAACGUUUGAACAAACUAUAUGAUGUGGGUUAUAUACAAGUUUAUAUAUGGGUUAUAUAUACACCACACGUGAUGGUGAUAUGAUGAUAUGGUUUAUUCACCAAGAACAAAAUGUAAUAUCGAUAAAUUUAUUUGCAGUACCAGUCCUAAUAACAGGAGAGAAAAUGAAUGCAAAGUCUGGUGGGCACACUUCAAAUCAGUCAUCACCCUAAAUUGUUUUGAUCGGGUGUUUGUGUUACAAUUCGUACUGAUGUUUGAUGUAGACUUGUGUUUAAAGGCUUGAGCUACAGUACAAGGCUUGUAUUGCUAGUUUUGUAUAUUUCUGGCAUGUGUUUUUAUAGACACAGCAGUAGCAUUGAUUAUCCUUUCUUACAACACAGCCUUGCUAUGAGUCUUGGUCACGUUUCAUGCGUCACACAGUAUUCUUCAGUGUGUGAAAGGUCAUUGACAUCACCUCAAGGUGAAUGUAUUUACCAAUUACAUGCUUUUACGCAGUGGUGUAAAGUACCUAAGUAAGUCUUGUCCUGUUGUCCCCUCUAUGACUGUAGAAAGGAAUCUCAUCACUUCCUGUCCAAUACAAUCUCCUAUUGGAUUAGAGCAGUUGUGGGUGGAAGCAGGAGAAUGUAUGUUAGCUCUGAGUGCAGCUGAGUUUACCAAAGAGCUGAGACUAGGGGUGAAGAAUCUACAGUCGUUUUGUGUACAAUAAACAUUGUCUGGACUAGGCUAUUUGUUCAGGAAAAGAGGAAGACCUGUGUUUUGUUAGCUUUCCUUAGAACAGUAGGUAAGGUAACCAAUUUCUUCUCUUGUUCAUUCUCUCAAAAGGGUUGCAUUGUUUCGGGCUGCUCUUCACCGGUGUAGUGUUUUUCAGAAGUGUGUGCAUGUGGUCUUUCCUCUGCCAAAUGCAUGAUGCUCUCCCACAAUUCUGAUUCUGUUUCAAGGGCUGAUAUACCUGAUACCUGCCUUUUUCUAAUGCAUAUUUGAAAGUGGUAGGAAGAUAUUUUUUCUCUCACUGAAUAAAAAUAUUGAUUGAAGAAGGAAUUUGUCCUGGCUAAUUCCUUUCGGAGUUGUUAUGCCUAAGUGUUGUUGUGCCUAUGUAGUAAAUGGAAUUAGGCAGAUCAGUGGCACAUGAGCACGAUAAGCACUUGAGCCUUCAUUAGUACAUCAACAGGGACUGUCUGGAGGGAUGUCAAGUGACAAGCAUUUCAUCAUCAGGGCAACAUAGCAGAUCAUGAUGCAAGCAUUACAACAUGAAAAAUUGUACAAGUUCUGAUUCUGUCGAGGCAUGCUCAGCUGCUAGUUACAGUAGCAGCAGUAAGAUCAAUUCGAUAACCUUUUCAAUGGAAUGUAGGUCUUUUGACACUGUUCCUCUGAUGUCAAGCUGACCUCCAUUAGGCUACAUUGUGGCUCUCAUUGUAUUAUAUGGUUUGAUAUGGUUUGGUCUAAAUGUUUUACUGAAUAGUGGAUAUAAAGAAGAAGAUGGACUUGAGGAUAGGGCUCAACUCUUUAUUUUCUUUGUUCAGGGCUUAAGAUACAAUUUUUGUUUAGGCUUGGAUAAAGUCGUGAAUAACAUUCUGUGACACUUUUACACUUUCUAGUGUGCUGGUAUUGCUCUUGCCAGUUGCCAUCUUAGAAUCUUACGCAAUGAAAUAAUGUGCUUACAUGGCUUACAUGGAACCUGCUUUCGAUAUACUUGUAUUUCCUUUAUUUUGGCAGUUACCUUUAGGUCCAAAGGGUUGCCAAGUGGCACCAGACAUUUGGUGAAAGUAAAAGCAAAAUAAGAAAGUAAAUGAAUGCAUUACUGAUAUUACUUACAUGUUUAAAAUAUUUUACUAGUAAAAGGUUAAGGUUUCAUGUAGGCUAUGCUGUCUAUCUCCCAUUUAACUUAACCUAGCCUAACCUCUUUGGCUUUAUAACCAUUCUGCUGAGCUCUGUCUUCUUUGUAUUUCAGUCUUUUCAUUUAGGCCUAAGUCAUUCUCAAGGGGUAUUUUCCUAGGGUAGGCCUAGUGGUUAACACGUUGUGCCAGUAACCGAAAGGUUGCUAUUUCAAAUCCCACAUCCGAUAAGGUGGAAAAUCUGUCGAUAUGCCUUUGAACAAGGCACCUAACCCUAAUUGCUCCAGGGUCGCCGUUGAUAAUGGCAUACCCUGGCAGUGGCCCCAACCUCUCAGGGAGAGUUGGGAUAUGCAAAAACACAUUUCCAAUUCACACGUGUAUAAUAGGGCAAAUAUAAGCACCCAAAUUGUUAUUAAUAUUAUUAUUUAUUUAUUAAAAACUUGUUGCUUAUUCUGAUUAUUCUAUCUUAUAAUUGUUUCUCCGUCUUAACCAAGGCACCACCAAUUGGCAUAAAUAAAUACAGGUGUUCAUUCAGCUUUUUAAAACACUGACCUAACAUUCUUCCAGUGCUAGGAAAUGAUUGCACACUGCAAGCAUCAAUUAUAGAUAAGGUAAAAGAUUGUCAAAUCUUAAGUAACAUUGACCAAACAUGGGCCUAGAUGUUUGUGUACAGCUGCAUCAGCCAUUGCAGUGCUCCAUUGAAACUCAGCUAUUUUGUCCAGCAAUACAAAAACUAUAAUGAUAUAUAUAAAAUGCAGAUAGGUUUUGAUGCAUUGGAAUAUAUGCUUUGACAUGAAACGCAUUCAAAACAAAUAGUCAUUCAGUGUGGCUUGUCUAUAAAUUAGAUUUUGCAUUAUAAACAGUGCAUACUUGUGGCUACUGGCUAGCUCCUAGCUGUAGUGCUUCAAUAUGACUAACAUGCUUCUCUCUCUCUCCAACUCUCUCUUUCUAUCCAUUUUUUUUCUUCUUCCCCUAUGCUGAACAAUUCUCGACCAAUCACCCUUCUGUCUAUAGAGCUAGCAUCACAGACCUCUUGUGUCAAGCCUUUCCAUUGAGUCGUCUGGGUGCAUGUGCUGCUACCUGGCCCAUCUGUAAUUACUGUACUGCCACCUGCCGUGGCAAUCUUUCCACGACCUGAGAGCUGAACCGUCUGAACUCUCCUUGAAGCAGACACUUCUGCCUCGAGUCUCUCUUUCUCUCCACUUCUGCCUCACCUUCAACCAUGAUGUUCAAAGUUGACAUGCAUUACAUAGUCUUCUUGCCUGUGUACCUGUUGAUGUGGCUGUACACUCUCAUCACGUUUAUCCCAUGGUAUUUCCUCACUGAUGCUGGGAAGAAGAAAGCCAUGGCCAAGAGAGAGAAAGCCAAGUCCACCACAGGCAAAGCAGAGGGCCCCUAUCGUUGUGUGGAGAACUUUGACAACCUGGCCCGGGAGGACUUUGAGGGAAAGGACACUCUAGACAAGCUGUUUGAGCAUGCAGUGCAGCGCUUCGGCAACACAGACUGCCUGGGUACCAGGGAGCUCCUAAAUGAGGAGAACGAGACGCAACCCAGCGGCAAGAUCUUUAAGAAGCUGAUCCUGGGGGAGUACAGGUGGCUGUCCUAUGAUGAGGUGGACCAGAUCAUCAGCCAUCUAGGUAGUGGACUGGCAGCCCUGGGCCAGCAGCCCAAGAGUACCAUCGCCAUCUUUUGUGAGACACGGGCAGAGUGGAUGAUCACUGCACAGGCCUGCUUCAGACGCAACUUUCCAUUGGUCACGCUGUAUGCCACCCUGGGGGAGGAAGCGGUGGCCUUUGGGCUUAAUGAGUGUGGGGCCACACACCUGAUCACCAGCGCAGAGCUACUGGAGACUAAACUCAAGAAUGUUUUGCCAGAUAUGCUCAACCUGAAGCACGUUAUAUAUGUGGACAACAAGAGCAUCAGCCGGACGGGCUACCCUGAGGGCAUUCAGAUCUACAGCAUGCAGGCAGUACAGGAGUUGGGAGCCAAACCUGACAACUUGAGUGUAGCUGUGCAGCGCCCCCAGCCCACAGAUCUGGCUGUGGUCAUGUACACCAGCGGCUCCACAGGACGACCCAAAGGAGUCAUGAUCAUCCACAGCAACCUGAUCGCUGGCAUGACGGGCCAGUGUGAGAGGAUCCCAGGACUGGGGCCAAAGGAUACCUACAUUGGCUACCUGCCUCUAGCUCAUGUGCUGGAAAUGACUGCUGAAAUCUCAUGUAUGACGUAUGGCUGCAGGAUUGGCUACUCUUCUCCACAAACACUCUCUGACCAGUCUACAAAAAUCAAGAAGGGCAGUAAAGGAGACUGCUCUGUGUUGAGGCCUACUCUGAUGGCAGCUGUACCGGAAAUAAUGGACCGCAUCUACAAGAAUGUGAUGAACAAGGUGCAGGAGAUGAGCUAUGUGCAGAGGACUCUGUUUAAACUGGGCUACAACUACAAACUGGAACAGAUCAAAAUGGGCUACGAUGCCCCACUCUGCAACAUGCUGCUAUUUAAGAAGGUGAAGGCUCUGCUGGGAGGGAACAUCAGGAUGAUGCUGUCAGGAGGAGCGCCCCUGUCCUCCGCCACCCAGCGCUUCAUGAACAUCUGCUUCUGUUGCCCCGUGGGACAGGGCUAUGGCCUCACAGAGACCUGUGGAGCAGGUACCAUCACAGAGGUUGCAGACUACAGCACUGGGAGAGUAGGAGCCCCCCUCAUCUGCUGUGAGGUGAAACUACGAGACUGGGUUGAGGGUGGAUACACCAGCCAGGACCAACCCCACCCCCGUGGAGAGAUCAUGAUUGGUGGGCCCAACGUUACCAUGGGUUACUAUAAGAGCGAGCACCUGAACAAUGACUUCUGGGUAGAUGAGCAGGGCCAGAGGUGGUUUUGUACCGGGGAUGUGGGGGAGAUCCACUCUGAUGGCUGUCUGCAGAUAGUGGACCGUAAGAAGGACCUGGUCAAACUGCAGGCUGGAGAAUAUGUGUCCUUGGGGAAAGUGGAGUCUGCUCUGAAGAACUGCCCCCUUAUUGACAACAUCUGUGCAUAUGCAAACAGUGACCAGAACUACGUGAUAAGCUUUGUGGUACCGAACCAGAAGCAGCUGACAACUCUGGCCAAUAACAACGGCAUAAGUGUUGCCUGGGAGGAGAUAUGUAACCACCCAGCCAUGGAGAAGGAGGUCCUGAAGGCCAUCAAAGAGGUGGCUGCCUCAAUCAAACUGCAGCGUUUUGAGAUCCCAGUGAAAGUGCGUCUAAGCCCAGAGCCCUGGACUCCUGAGACUGGCCUGGUGACAGAUGCAUUCAAAUUGAAGAGGAAGGAGCUGAAGAAUCACUUUCAGACUGAUAUAGAGAGAAUGUACGGAGGGAAGUAGAGCCACCAUCUGAUCUAACCAAAGAACAGUUUCCUUACAACUUUCACCAGUGAUGUGUGUCUGAAUAAUAAUACUAUUUAUUUGUAUUGUGCUUUUCAUAAGCGUUAUCUCAAAGCUCUACAGAAAAAAACCCACUUCAGUGUAAAAAACAUUAGGAACACCUUAAUAUUGAGUUGCACCACGUUUUGCCCUCAGAAUAGUCUCAAUUUGUCAGGGCAUGGACUCUACAAGGUGUUGAAAGUGUUCCACAGGGAUGC